This is a messenger RNA of Fusarium sp. VM40, 1227 nucleotides long. NCBI's taxonomy places the organism in Eukaryota, Fungi, Ascomycota, Sordariomycetes, Hypocreales, Nectriaceae. The record is from the annotation of a GenBank genome assembly.
AUGGAUUCUUCAAAGAGCGCCAGACACUUCAGUGUCACGAUGCUCACAUACCUCGGCUUUGCGAUACUCGGUCUUGUCAAUGUAACUGUACCGUUCAUUGUACACUCAGCAAACUAUCUCAUCAUCCCAUACCCACGUUGGGUUGUGAUUCUCAUCGAGACUCUUCCGGCUUUACUCACCAAGCUCCUGAUACCUCACAUCCUCCAUCGCGUCCCUUACUGGAUACGCCCUCUUACUGUUGGAGCAGGCUGGAUCACAGUGGCACUGAUCACAAAAGUCACGCCGCCCAACAUCGCACCACCGGUUCGCAUUUUGACCUCGGCACUUGCGUCAGUGUCAGCUGCCGCAAUGGAGGUAUCGUUUCUGGGAAUGAUGCGUUACUACGGCCGAAUUGGUCUCGCCGGAUGGGGUGCUGGUGUUGGCGCCGGCGCUGUGUUUUGCGCAGUCUUGCCUUUUGUUCUGACAGUCUGGCUAGAGUCUUUCUUGCGAGACUUUAUUGACUGCAUUUAUGCUCUCACAGGCGCUAUGCUUGUGGCAUUCUUUGUAAUUCUCCCAGGAGCGCCGGUCAACUACCCCCAUGCGAGACAAGAUCUGUCUAAGAUUGAUGGAGAUAUAGAGGAUGCUUCAGCUCUGCUUCAGGACCCUGUCCAACAGCUUUCGAAGAUGCUGAGCUUCAGAAACCGAACUCAUCUCAUGAAAUCCAUGGUACGACCAUUCAUGAUGCCUCUAUUCGGAGCAUUCGCGAUUCAGGCGCUCCCAUACCCUGGUAUCUCAAGAGCAUUACCGCUUCCCGAGUCAUCUACAUCGUUCUUCUCCUACUUCACCAGCUACGGUCUUGCUUUCCAACUGGGGAACUUCAUCUCUCGAACCCAUACUUUGCUCUUUCAGCCAACCAGCACCAAAGGCGGCUUCGUGAUUCUAGGCACAGCCACCUUCGCCUUACUAGCAAACUCGAUCUUCCUGAUAUUUUCAACGCAGGUCCUUGUAGGAUUACUCGCUUUCGUUGCUGGACUUGGCGGAGGAGCGGUAUAUAUGAUCCUUUUCGAUAGGUUACUUGAAGAAAAGACUCUUGAACCUGGUGUCAACCUGGAGUUUAGUCUUCAGGUGGUGGGGUUUGGUGAGACUGCUGGCGUUCUCGCUGGCGGGUUGCUGGGCACGAUGCUCGAGAGUAUGAUGUGUGAAGGGGCAUUUGCUACCACACAGAGAUGGUGUCAUACUAGUCAAUAA